Molecule: messenger RNA, 1543 nt
Organism: Maylandia zebra (zebra mbuna)
Lineage: Eukaryota; Metazoa; Chordata; Actinopteri; Cichliformes; Cichlidae
Gene: rgrb
Product: retinal G protein coupled receptor b
Biological process (GO): G protein-coupled receptor signaling pathway; phototransduction; visual perception
Cellular component (GO): membrane
Molecular function (GO): G protein-coupled receptor activity
Source: RefSeq, a predicted model, not a curated record
UACAAAGCUGUAGGUUGGUUUCGCCACAGAGUGUUCGGCAAUAAACUUUCAGAGCCUUUAGAUGACAGAAUUGCGCAGAAAACUCGCAAAGUGUUUGCAACCACUCACUUGCAGAAUGUGUGCAGGAAGUCUGCUUGUUAGGACAUUCUUCGGGGGAUUGUAAAGAGGGCUUUGCUAAGAUUAGCGCGUUCGUGCUUUUUCACGUGAAAGCACCUUUAUAAGGCCUUAUUGUGGCACAGACUGUGGGUGGCUACGCUGCAGGAAAACGACUCGUCUUCUUUGCAAAGUCUAAUUUGUGUGCUUCAUCAUGGCAACAUAUACGUUACCGGAGGGAUUCACAGAGUUUGACAUGUUUACAUUCGGUUCAGCACUCCUUGUUGGCGGGAUGCUGGGAUUCUUCCUCAAUGCCAUCAGCAUCCUUUCUUUCCUCAGGGUGAGGGAGAUGCGCAAUCCCAGCAACUUCCUGGUGUUCAACCUUGCUGUAGCUGACCUCAGUUUGAAUAUUAAUGGACUUACUGCAGCCUAUGCAAGCUAUCUCAGAUACUGGCCAUUUGGUCAAGAUGGUUGUGCCUAUCAUGGUUUCCAGGGGAUGAUAUCCAUACUGGCAUCCAUCAGUUUCUUAGCUGCAAUCGCUUGGGACAGAUAUCACCAGUACUGCACCAGACAGAAGCUUUUCUGGACCACAUCUAUCACGAUCAGCAGCAUCAUCUGGAUUCUCUCCAUCUUCUGGUCUGCUGUUCCUCUACUGGGAUGGGGCGUCUAUGACUUUGAGCCCAUGAGGACGUGCUGCACGCUGGACUACACCAAAGGGGACAGGGACUACAUCACCUACAUGCUAAGUCUGGUGGUGCUCUACCUGAUGCUCCCAGCUUUUAACAUGUACUCGUGUUAUGAUUUGAUCUACAAGCAUUUCAAGAAGAUCCAUCACCACCGGUUUAACACCAGUUUGCCUGUGAGGGUACUGCUGAUGUGCUGGGGCCCAUAUGUCAUCAUGUGUGUCUAUGCCUGCUUUGACAAUGUGAAGCUCAUCUCUCCAAAGCUAAGAAUGAUGCUUCCAGUUAUUGCAAAGACAAAUCCUAUAUUUAACGCUCUCCUCUACUCAUUUGGAAAUGAGUUCUACCGAGGGGGAGUUUGGAAUUUCCUCACUGGACAGAAGAUUGUUGAACCAGAUAUUAAGAAGUCAAAGUAAAAGAAAACCCAGUAAAAUCGGGCAAAAAUCCAAGAUCAUCAACUGCUUUCAUGAUAGGUUCCUCAUUCAAACGUAGUAGGAUGUUUUGAAAUAAACAUUGCCAGGUCAGAGAUGUACAGUUGUGUUAUUUUCAUAUUUCAUAUUUGUACAGUACAUGACAUUACAGGACAGUCUGUUUGCUUGGAGCCACCAUACCUCAUGUUGGACUUAGCUCAAUCAACAAAAAAACAUGCUGCAGGUAAUCUGACCAUUUUAAAUGUUCAUGCAUUCUUUCUUUCAGCAGCUUGACUUUAACCUGCACUGCUCAAGCAUCCACAUGAAUCCAGUGACAAUAAACACAGAUGUUGCUCCUCU